AUGGGUUCGUCACUUUCUUUCGUGAUGUUCACACAGUUUCUCUUCCUAUUGUCUCUGCUUUCUCUUGUUUCUGCUGGCUCUUUUUCUUCGGUGGAGCCACUAUGUCAUGAUGAUGAGAGCUUUGCCUUGUUGCAAUUCAAAGAAAGCCUUAUCAUCAAUCAAUCCACUUCCGCUUAUUCAAAGAUUUCGUCGUGGAUGGCACAAAGUAGUGAUUGCUGCACAUGGGAUGGUAUUCAAUGUGAUGAAAACACGGGUCAUGUGAUCAGCCUUGACAUCAGUAACAGUUCUCUUUAUGGUUCUAUCAACUCCAGUAGCAGCCUCUUCCAGCUUGUUCACCUUCAAAAGCUUAAUCUCUCCAUCAACAACUUCAAUCACUCUGAAAUCCCCGUUGGAGUAAGGCGGCUUUCAAAGCUUACUCACCUUGACCUCUCUUAUUCUGGAUUUUCAGGAAAGAUCCCAUCAGAAAUUUUACAACUCUCGAAGUUGGUUUCCCUAAACCUCGCUCUGAAUCCAUUGAAGCUCCACAAACCUGGUCUCAGAAGUAUAGCUGAGAAGUUAACAAACUUGGAAGAACUAAUUCUGAGUGAGGUGGACAUAUCGUCCACUGUACCCAGUAUCUUGGCAAACUUAUCUUCUUUAACAACUAUUUCUCUUAUAAAUUGUGGUUUGCAUGGUGAGUUUCCAACCGGAAUUUUUCAGCUACCAAAUCUCAAGUCUCUCUGUGUGCACAUCAAUCCAAAACUCACUGGUCGUGUACCAGAAUUUAAUAGAAGUAGCCCCCUUGAAGUUUUGAGACUUGCAGGCGCAAGUUUCUCUGGAAAGCUACCAGAUUCAAUGGGUAACCUCCAGUCCUUAUAUGAAUUGGAUGUUAAUAGUUGCAAUUUCGCUGGACCAAUACCAUCGUCAUUUGCUAACCUAACGAAGCUCACGUAUCUAGAUCUUUCAGAAAACAUUUUUAGCCUUGGGACUCUCUCUUGGGUUGGUAAGCAAACCAAACUCACCAUGUUACUUCUAGCAAAUAUUAGUUUAUAUGGUGAUAUCCCGUUUUCUUCUAUUGGAAACCUGACUAAACUUACAUCAUUAGUACUUGGUCAGAAUGAAUUAACCGGUCCUAUCCCAUCGUGGCUAGCAAACCUCACCCAACUAAAUACUCUAUGGUUUUCAGACAAUAAAUUGUGUGGUCCAAUUCCGACAUCUAUUUCCAGCCUUUUGAGUCUUCAAGUUUUAGACUUGUUUUCAAAUAACUUGAGUGGCACGAUAGAAUUUGACUUGAUUCGAAAGCUCAAUAACCUCUUCCACCUCGAUUUAUCUAAUAACAAUCUUUCAUUAGUUAUUCAUCCUAGUACUAAUUCUACCUUUCAAAAAUUUAAGGUAUUAGCACUGGGUUCUUGUAACCUAAGUGACUUCCCAGAGUUCCUUAGAAACCAAGAUCAGUUGGAAAUUUUGGUGCUUUCUCAAAACAACAUUCAUGGCCAAAUACCAAAAUGGAUCUCUAACUUGAGUAUAGACACUCUCAUGUUUUUAAUUAUGUCAGGAAACUCACUCACAGGUUUUGAUCAAACCCCAAAUCCUUUCCCUUGGCGUAGUCUACAAUUUUUGAACCUUCUAAACAACAAGCUUCAAGGGGCACUGCCAAUUCCACCUCCAUCCAUCUUUUCCUAUUCUGUCUCUAACAACAUGUUGACUGGAGACAUCUCUCAAAUGAUUUGUGAACUAAGUUCUCUUUCUUAUCUUGAUGUUUCAUACAACAACUUGAGUGGCUUCCUUCCCCAUUGUUUAGGAGACUUGAAAAACCUUUCCGUUCUUAAUCUCCAAUACAACAACUUUCAUGGCAGCAUUCCUCAAAUAUUCAUGGAAGGAUGCAAAUUGGGGAUGAUCACAUUGAGUCAAAAUCAUUUUGAGGGGCCUUUACCAAGAUCAUUGGUUAACUGUACAAUUCUGGAAGUUCUUGAUAUUGGAAACAAUCAUAUAAUUGAUAUUUUCCCCUCUUGGUUGGGCAUUCUUCCUGAGCUAAGGGUUCUCAUUUUGCGAUCAAAUGGAAUCCAUGGUUUUAUUGGAAAACCUGAUAGAAUUCAAAGAUUCCCAAAAUUACAAAUAAUUGAUGUCUCAAACAAUAAUAUUAGUGGUAAGUUGCCAUCUGAAUAUUUCCAAAUUUGGAAAGCCAUGCAAAGCUUUGAUGCAAGUCACUUAACAUAUAUGCAAGCAAAUGGUCAGAUGAAAAAACAUGUAAGCUAUGGUUGGUUAUUGAUGUCGUAUGCCUACUCAAUGACAUUGACAAACAAAGGCAUAAUGACAAAAUAUUUGCAAAUCCAAGAUUUCCUCGUGGCCAUUGAUCUAUCAGGCAACAAGUUUGAAGGAGAAAUUCCAAAAAUUUUGGGGAAUCUAAAAGCGCUUCACAUGCUUAACUUUUCCAACAAUAUUCUUACUGGUUUUAUCCCGUCGUCUUUGGCAAUCUUAACAAACCUAGAAUCACUGGAUCUUUCUCAAAAUAUGCUAGUUGGGGAGAUUCCUCCACAACUAGUGGGGCUCACCUUCCUUGCUUUCUUGAAUAUGUCUCAUAAUAAUCUUACAGGACCUAUACCACAAGGGAAACAAUUUCUCACAUUUCAAAAUAGUUCAUUUAAUGGAAAUGUAGAAUUGUGUGGAAGCCCAUUGUCCAAAAGAUGUUCCAAUUCAGAGGACCCACCAACUCCACCUUCAAAUUUUGAAGCAAAACAAGGCUCAGAGUUUCCAUUUGAGUUUGGCUGGAAGGUAGUUGCGAUGGGAUAUGGAUGUGGAUUUAUAGUUGGAGUUUUUGUUGGACAAAUUAUAAUCACAAGGAAGAGUGGUUGGUUUAUAAAGUCUUUUGUAAUUGGCCAUCCAACAGGAAGAAGGGUGAAGUGGAGGAGACGCUAA
Molecule: messenger RNA, 2895 nt
Organism: Quercus lobata
Lineage: Eukaryota; Viridiplantae; Streptophyta; Magnoliopsida; Fagales; Fagaceae
Product: receptor-like protein 7
Exons: 1
Coding region: 1-2895 (964 amino acids)
Molecular function (GO): protein binding
Source: RefSeq, a predicted model, not a curated record